This is a messenger RNA of Phaethon lepturus (White-tailed tropicbird), 99 nucleotides long. RefSeq names its product olfactory receptor 2F2-like. NCBI's taxonomy places the organism in Eukaryota, Metazoa, Chordata, Aves, Phaethontiformes, Phaethontidae. The transcript has a single exon. The annotation marks the transcript as partial. The record is from RefSeq and is a predicted model, not a curated record.
AUGGUAAAAGAAUUCAUUCUUCUGGGAUUCCCUAGCAAUCGGUGUUUGCCGAUCACCCUCUUUCUGCUCUUUUCUGUAACAUACAUACUAACAGUAUUG